This is a messenger RNA of Phyllotreta striolata, 4862 nucleotides long. The record is from the annotation of a GenBank genome assembly. NCBI's taxonomy places the organism in Eukaryota, Metazoa, Arthropoda, Insecta, Coleoptera, Chrysomelidae.
AGCAGACGUCUACAAUCUACAACACGGACACAUGACCACGCGAGGGUUGAACAGUUUUUAUUAUAAAAAUAACGAUUAAAUCGGGUGAAUUAGCGUAUUCGAGUGAUCAUUUGGCGUACAGUGAACCGGGAAUCGUCGAAUUCGCGGGUGUUCGCGGGCCGUAAGUGCCGUUUAGAAGCGUUUCGAAGGAAGUGCGCGUCAAAAGUGAACCCAGUUUGUUUGUUUGGGGUAAAGGGGGGGGUCGUUUUUUGCGUUUCUACCCCCAAAACAAACACAUCCAAAUUGACCUAUUUAAAAAAAAAAACAAUUCGCUCGAUCGUCGGAAAAGUGCUGUAAACAAGUGUACCAUUAUCGUGUGCGUUUCGGUUGCCCUUGAAGACGGUGCGAGGAGCAGUGUAGCAAAAAAAAAACAACAAUAACAAAUAAUAAUAAUAAUACUAAGUGAGGAGGAUAAAAAAAAAACGAUCGGCCGUCGAACGUUGUGUGGCGUAUUUAUUAUGCGAUAGAGCCGCGUCGGGGGCGGCAUGUCGCACAAGAGCAGCGCCGGUUGCGGAGGCCGCGGCGCCGGCGAAGUUUUGCUCGCCGGGCCCCUCAAGAAGCUGAAGACGUCGCGUAAGAAGUGGUUCGUGUUGCGCGCCGAAACGCUCGACUCGUCCGCCCGCCUCGAAUACUACGAUUCGGAGAAGAAGUUCAACGACGGCAGACCGCCGAAGCGGAGCAUCCAGCUGAAGACGUGCUUCAACAUCAACAGGAGGCACGACACGAGGCACAAGCACGUCAUAGCGCUCUACACGAAGGACGAUUGCUUCUGCGUGGUGUUGGACACCGAGGAGGAGUUGGAGUCGUGGUUGAGGGCGCUGUUGGCGUUGCAGCAUGGCGAAGAGGCCGGCGGGGACGGCGAGGCGCCCAAACCGACUUUCGAGCACGUGUGGCAAGUGACAAUUCUAAAUAAAGGCCUCGGAACGGGCCGAACGGGCAACUACAGGUUGUGUUUGACGGACAAAACGUUGUGUUUGGUGAAGAAAGACUGCAACAAUUCCAUUUUGAAUUUGAAUUUGUCGAACAUACGGAGUUGCGGCAGCUUAAGAAACUACUUUUUCCUAGAGAACGGAAGAUCCAGUUUGCUGGGCGCCGGUGAAUUAUGGAUGGAAUCCGAGGAUGCCACCAUAGCUCAAAAUAUCCACACUACUAUUUUCCAUGCGAUGUCGACCAACAGCAAACACGACGAGAUGCGCACGAGGUCUUCUUCGGAAACUUCGAAAACGGCGAACAAUAGAAAGCAAAUAGCGACGAAAACGAGCUUUUGUCCGAUUUCUAACGCCUGCGUUGGCAACGCGUCUCAAGGUGGGAUUCCAUCUGGUAAUCCUGGAACGACAAUCAGCCACCAACGCACCCAAUCAUUGCCUCUCACCGAUCACCCAUCGCCGAUAAUUCAGGCGAAUUGUAACGUCGCUGGGGACGAUUACGCCCCCUUUCAUCCUCCCGCGCGCACCCACGUCGUUACCACGACGACGGCGACGUCAAACGUCAAUGUAAAUGUCAAUAAAACGAGGUCGAAUGCGACUUGCAAGUGCAUAGAACGUUGCGACAGCAUGCCGUCGUCGCGCUCGCGCACCGCCAGCGAGGGCGCCUCCUGGCGGCCGUUUUGGCCGCAACGCCGCGACAUACCCGAAGGCUCGCCCACCGGCCAAUGUUGCGCGCCGAUGAGCCCGGCCAGCGUCGGCUGUUCCACCGAUUCGGCCGGCUCAUCGUACAGCCUCGCCGACGAGGCCGAACUCGAACCGUCGGGCCACUACAACGCCGGCUGCUCCGACGACGCCAUCGUCGAGGAGGAGCGCAACUCGGACGACGGCUACGUCGACAUGUCGCCGGGCGGGCGGCGCGGCGGCGUCGCGACGCGCUCCUCGCCGACGGGGAGCGUGGUGUCGGGCACGCCGAGCACCGACGCCCGCUUCUCGGAGUUUCCGCUCGACAAGAUCGUCUCGUAUUUGACGUCCGACGACGACGCCGCCGCCAGGCCGACGAGAACGUAUUCGGUGGGCACGAAGCCGGACGCGUUCAAGGCGAGGAAACAGCAGACGGGCGGCGGCGGUGGAGGCGGCGGCGGCGGCGGCGCCGGCGACGACGACGGGUCGAGAGAUCGAUCGUGCAGCGUCGGCGCGAAGAACAAACGGGUGACGGGCAGGAUGAUGUCGAUGAUGUUGGGCUAUCAACAGCACAAGAAUUUGAAGUCGAUCAGCGCGCCGUUGUUGUUGAGCAACGCGAGGAGUUACGGUUCGCACAGUUCCUUCGAUCCCAAUGACGAUUUUUUGGUGAUGGACUUUUCGAAUCACGGCGGCGAAUCGUCAACAACAACGACAGACGGUUCGUCUUCCGCUAAUAACGGCUACGUUAAAAUGAAGCCGGGCGUCGAAGUGUUGCCGAAGAAACCGGAAGUUUCGCCGUACGUCGAUAUGUCCGGUUCCUCUUAUAUGGAAAUGGGCGGAAGUUCGCCUUCGUCGCGACAAGACGAGUGCACGUCGUUCGUCGAUAUCAGUAGACAGUACAAAUUGUCGUCUAGUUCUUCUACGUCUACUAAUAACAAUUACAUGGAUAUGGAUUCCAGAAAACACAAGCCGAAACCGUCGACUUCGCCCCGCCACAACGCCGACUACUUCGAAUGCGGUCCAUCGUCGCAUCCUUACGAACGGAAUUCCUCCUUCAGUUCCUCCUCGCAACCGUCUUCGUCGCCUCGCAACGCCGAUUAUCUAUCGAUGAACUUCUCGCCAUCGGAGCGAUACAAUCCGCCUCAGCAACAGCAACAACAACAACAACAACAACAGCCGAAGACGCCCGAAGACUACGUGGAGAUGUCGGCGGGCGGGAGACACCAGAAGCAGGGCAGUUUGGACGGCGCGGCCUCCUCCAACGAGGACUACGUCAACAUGUCGGUGGGUUCGAAGAAGAAGGGCGCCAAGACGUCCGCCUCGACGCCCAUUUCCAUACACCAGACGAAUCCCGCUUCGCAGGUGAUCAAGCACUCAUCCAGUCCCAUAUCAAUAUCCUCCCUGUUGGGCAGGAAAUCGUCGUCGGGCACGCCGCCCAAACACCUGUCGCUCACGUCGUGGUCGAGCCUGCCGCGCCAACGAUCCCGAGACUCCGCUACGGCGACGACGCCCACCGGCGGCUCGCCCUCCGCCCAUCCGAUGGCGUCGCCUUUGCGAUCGACGCCGGACGCCGGCAAGCGUCCGCUGUCUUCGUACCGGGCGAAAUCGCCGCCGUCGGGGAAUUCGCCAUCGUCGACCGGCGACUACGCGAUGAUCGAUUUCGCGUCGUUUCGCCACCGCAUGGACGGCGACAAGGAGAAGGAGAAUUUGGAUUACGUGAAUUACGCGCCGAUGGUCGGCGUCGAGACGGUCGAUCGGUCGAAGGAGGAACGGAAGAAGGAUUCGUAUAACGACGAUUACGCGGUGAUGCAGCCCGGUUCGAGGAUACUAGACGGUCGUGGCGGCGGUAGUUUGGAUACGUCGCCUCUGAUCGGGCCUUUGUCGUCGAUAGGGCUCGAUUUUCGACCGAUCGAUGAGGACGCGGCGACGCCGACGCCGACGCCGGUGAACGUAAAGGACGAGGAUUCGAUGGAUUACGCGGAAUUCGAACCGGCCGUGGCGGCGUCGUCGAAUAGCGAAUGCGUUUCGCCGGCGGCGAAGAUGUCGAGGCCGAAUUCGGUGAACAGCGAUCCGUCAUCGACGGAGGGCGUCGAUAAGAAAUUGCAUUACGCCAGUUUGGAUUUGGCGAUGGCGGACGACGAAAGUCGAAGUCCAGGCGGCGGUAACGCCUCGACGGCGAGCGCCGCCAGUCCGACGUUCGUCUACGCCGAGAUCGAUUUCGUGAAGAGCGAAGACCUGAAACACCAGAACAACAACAAUAACAACAACAACAACCAAAGUUUAGGUAGUAAUAAUAACGCGAAAGUUAAGAAUUAGGUUGAUGACGGCGCAUCCGUUCGGAUGGUUUUAGCGGGGAAAAUAACGUCGGCACGUCGGAAUGUACAAGUCUUUUAUGUAACGACAAGAUAUUUAAUGACAAUUGGUUUUUUUUCUCUCAUGCUAGCCUUUCUGAUUAUUUGUUAAUGAUGAAUACUUCUACAUAAAGUACAAAAUGCCUUCACAAAUACCCUUUGUAUAUCCAAAAAUACACUUAUAGUGUAUUCAUUGACUACACUAAUGUAUAGUGUCAUAAUGAUUAUAAUUAUCAAUGUCUUUAAAAUCCUGGUGGGGAUUUAAUAGACCUUAUUAAAUACACCAUUGUAUGUACGUUUUAAUACUAUCGUUGUAUUAUCUUGUCGUUCGUAAGAUUUUUUCACUGCAGUAAUUGCAUAGCCUCUUUUAGAGUGGUAAAAUAUUUUUUCAUAUUUAAAUAUAAAAUUUCAUUGUGCGAUAAAAAAUAUUUGACGGUGCAAAACUGAGAGUUUAAUACGAAUAUAAAAAAAAACAAAAAAGAUUUCUCAAAAAAAAGACGAUUUUUUAGUAAUGCUACUCUUUAUUUAAGACGAAAAAAUUAAUAAAAAAAGGCUUUUAUUUUCCCUUUUUUUGUACAUACAGACUCGGUUAAUGUUUUUUCUUCUAAGAUUAACUUGUACAGAUGUUGGUUGAUUUUUUUUUAUUGAAAUUUUAUCAAGUUUUUAUAUCUUAUGUAUUUUCUUAUUGUAGUCGAAUGAAGAACCACUUUGUACAUCAGCGAAAUAAUUAAGUUUAUUAUUAUUAAUUAAAAUUAGCUUAAUAAUAUUUAUUAUGACGUUUUUUAAUUAAUAAAUUAAUUAAUUAAAUUUAAAUAAUGUGUAUAUAUAAUAGGUAAUUAAAAAUACACAGUGUGUCGCAAUUUGG